Pseudozyma flocculosa PF-1 is the source of this 2445-nucleotide messenger RNA. RefSeq lists its product as uncharacterized. The record is from RefSeq and is a predicted model, not a curated record. Gene Ontology annotation, biological process: N-terminal peptidyl-methionine acetylation. Gene Ontology annotation, molecular function: protein-N-terminal amino-acid acetyltransferase activity; protein binding. Gene Ontology annotation, cellular component: NatA complex; cytoplasm. The coding region runs from base 1 to 2445 and encodes 814 amino acids. The transcript has 4 exons. Lineage: Eukaryota; Fungi; Basidiomycota; Ustilaginomycetes; Ustilaginales; Ustilaginaceae.
AUGCCGCCAAAAAAGUCGGCGCUGCCGACAAAGGAGCGCACCCUAUUCACCCGCCUCAUCUCCGAGUACGAACACAAGAAGCACAAGCUCGGCAUCAAGACGGCAGACACCAUCCUCAAAAAGUUCCCAGAACAUGGAGAGACGCUCGCCAUGAAGGGCCUCAUCCUCGGCUCGCUCAACCGCCGCGACGAGGGCAUCGAGCUCGCAAAGAAGGGCGUCCGCCACGACCUCACCAGCUUCAUCUGCUGGCACGCCCUCGGCAUCCUCCACCGCAUGGACAAAAACUACCAAGAGGCCAUCAAGUGCUACUCGCAGGCGCUCCGCAUCGAGGGCGCCAACCUCAACCUCCUCCGCGAAUCCGCCUUUAUGCACCUCCAGCUCCGCAACUACCCGCCCCUAAUAGACGCCCGCCUCACCAUCCUCCGCAUGCAGCCCCACCUCCGAAUGAACUGGGUCGGCCUCGCCGUCGCACACCACCUCGCAGGCAGCCUCGACCAGGCCGAGCGGGUCCUAGCAUCCUACGAAAACGUCAUGCGCGACGUGCCAGACCGCAACUACGAGCACUCCGAGGUGCUCCUCUACCACGCCUCGAUCCUCGAAGAGAAGCGCGACUUCCAACGGGCCGCAGAGCUGCUCGACGCCAACGCCCGCCAGAUCGUCGACCAGCGGGCGCGGGUCGAGGCGCUGGCGCGGUGCUACCAGCACACCGGUCGCAAGGACGAGGCCGAGGCCAUCUGGAGGGACCUCAUCGCCAAGAACAGCGAGAACCAGAGGUACUUUGCCGGCCUGCUCAGCGCGCGCGGCAUCGACAUCGUCCAGACGUCGGACGAGAUGCGCGCCCAGGCCCUGGCCCUCCUGGCCGAGCUGCAGCAGGCCCACCCCAAGUCGACCGCCGCCAAGCGCCUGUCGCUCGUCUUUGCCGUCGGCGACGACUUUGCCGCCCAGGCGACGGCCUACGCCCGCGCCGCGCUCAUCAAGGGCGUGCCCUCGCUCUUUUCGGACCUCAAGUCCCUCUACCGCAACCCGGCCAAGCAGCAGGCGCUCGAGGCCGCCGUCGAGGGCCUCCGCCUCGAGUGGGCGCCCAAGGCCGGCGAGACUGAGAGCGACCCGCCGUCGUCGUACCUGUGGUCGCUGUACUACCUCGCCCAGCACUAUUCGUUCAUCGGCCAAGCGCAGCGUGCCCUCGCCUACAUCGACUCGGCCAUCGCCCACUCGGCGACGCUGCCGGAGCUCCACAUGGUGCGCGCGCGCGUCCUCAAGCGCGGCGGCGACCUCGAGGCGGCCGCCGAUGCCAUGGUCGAUGCCCGCCUGCUCGACGGCCAGGACCGCUUCCUCAACUCCAAGGCGGCAAAGUACCUGCUGCGCAAGGGCGACGUCGACGAGGCGGUCAAGACCGUUGGCCUGUUUACCAAGGCCGACGCGCCCGACCCCGUGUUCGACCUCAACGAGAUGCAGGCGCUGUGGUACCUGUCCGAGGAGGCCGACGCCCACCUCCGCAACCGCGACCUCGGCAUGGCGCUCAAGCGCCUCCACCAGGUCGACCGCACCUUCCAGGAGAUCUACGACGACCAGCUCGACUUCCACAGCUACUGCCUGCGCAAGAUGACGAUGCGCAGCUACGUCGACACGGUGCGCUUCGAGGACAACCUGCGCUCGCACCCGGCCUACUUCCGGUCGGCGCUGGCCGCCGUCGAUCUCUACCUGCCGGCCGUGCCCGAGGACAAGGACCCGCGGGGCGAGCAGCUGCUGCGUACGGCGACGCCGCUCGUCGAGGCGGCGCGCUUCGUCCAGACGCUCCAGGAGCGCGCGCCUCGGCGCGUCGAGACGUGGUUGGCCACGUUUGAGGUGGCCAUCCGCCAGCCGGGCACGCACCUCCUCCUUGCGGCGCGGGCGCUGACGCACGCGCACAAGCUCGAGCCUGAGCAUCCUGAGCUUGUCGAGAAGCUGAUUCGGUUCAAGCAGGUCCUCGCGUCUUCGGGUGCGCAGCAGCAGCAGCAUCGGAACGUCAUUGACAGGGCGCUGGGAAGCAUCGUGCCGGCCGACAAGCCGUGCGAGGCCAUUUAUACCGAGUUCCUACAGCGACACUCGGAUCAGGGCCGCUACCUGCUCGGUGCGGCUAAGGCUGUCGUUGCGCUGCGUGGCCGCGAGGAGGGGAAGGAGGAGGCAAAGAACCUGGUCCUCUCCCUCGUCCGAUCGGAGGUCAAGAGCGAUCUUGCGACGCUCCUCCGCGCCCGCACCUUCCUCACCACCGCGCUCUCUCUUGGACCUGGUGCAGAAGACCUGGAGAGGUUCGAUGCGGAGGCGCAGCACAAGUUCCCACUGGCUAGCACGUUCAAGUCGGCCGUGGCGGUCGAGGAGGAGAGGAAACGACGGGCGGAUGCGCGUAUCUCCUGGACGCGCGGAGAGGGUGGUGAGGAGGAGGGAGAGGGUGCGGCGUUGCUUUGA